AUGGCCUCUCGCUCGCGAUCAAGGACUAGCCCCCCCUACAGGCUGUACCUGAGGAAGAAAGAUCAGCCUUCCGAGUCCGCAAGAACCCUCUUCGUCUUCUGUCGGGCGCGCAACGACGCCAAAGCCGCGGUGCAGAAAUGGAUCUACGGCGGACUCACGUACGCCGACUGGCAGGACGCCUGUGACAAUCCGCUUCUCAACGACCCCGUUGACAUGGUCGACACGGGACUCUACGGCUACGUCGACGCAGCACAAGUCGAAACUCCAAAUUCGGCGUUGCAAAAGAUCAUAGCCCUUUCGACAAGCGACUUGGACAAGUUUACCGCUGCUUGGAACGAUUGGUUUGAUGCGAGGAUCAACGAAACACUCAGAAAAGGCAAGGGAAGAGAAGGCGAAAUGUGCAAAGAAGACGUCGAGAAGGAUAUUCGAGAAAAGGAAGGUCGCCAAUGGGAGGCGAGCUACUUCAAGACCUUGGCAUCGAACAAGAUCGAUGAGCUUUACGCAGAUUUUCUGUUGAAAUGUUGA
Molecule: messenger RNA, 525 nt
Organism: Akanthomyces muscarius
Lineage: Eukaryota; Fungi; Ascomycota; Sordariomycetes; Hypocreales; Cordycipitaceae
Exons: 1
Coding region: 1-525 (174 amino acids)
Source: RefSeq, a predicted model, not a curated record